This is a messenger RNA of Caenorhabditis remanei, 1170 nucleotides long. RefSeq lists its product as uncharacterized. The record is from RefSeq and is a predicted model, not a curated record. NCBI's taxonomy places the organism in Eukaryota, Metazoa, Nematoda, Chromadorea, Rhabditida, Rhabditidae. The transcript has 4 exons. Gene Ontology annotation, molecular function: protein binding. Bases 1 to 1170 code for a protein of 389 amino acids. Gene Ontology annotation, biological process: innate immune response.
AUGUAUCAAUCGAUUUGCUCUCAAAUGUUGUGCUUGAAAUGGUUCAAAUCACCACCACUGGAAGAAGUCUCCACGUCAGAUAACAAAGUAUCAAUAAUGGAUAUGCCAGAUUUAGUCAUGAGAAAGAUUUUGGGCUAUGUCGGUUUCUUAUCCAUUAUGAAACUCCGAAAAGUGUGUCACCCAUUCCGAAACUUCAUUGACAAUACAAAACUGAAUUAUGGGUUGACUCAAGUAUGUAUCGUUGUUCGACCAUCUUUAAUCAGUGCGAUAAUUUUUUGGUCCUCAGCCGAUCUCAUCGUAUUAAAUUAUGCUAAAUACGUGACGAGCAGUUUGGUGAAAGUAAAUGGAUGGGAUAACGUAAAGAUUCUGGAAAAGGAACAUUUUUUGGAUGUGUUUUCGAGAGAUCUCAGAGCAAUCUUGAGAAACCAAAGACUGUCUUCAAUGAAAUUGGAAAUAAAGGAAAACGACUUUGACGUUGUUGGUUUUCUGUUUUACAAGGAAUUUUUGAACAGAAACUUCACAUCUAUCAGCAAUAAGAAAUAUGGGUGGUUGUGUUGCUGUCGGAAUAGAUUGAAAUCUCCAUGUGAAUUUGCGGAACAUUGGCGUGAUGUCAACGGGAUACCUUUCAUGAAACCAUCUGUCGACCAGUUCUAUGAUUGUCUUAAAACAAUUCUGAAAUCAAGAGGCAGCCCCAUUCAAAUAAAAGAAUUGGAUAUUCAAGUUAUGGAAGCCUACCAUUUUAUGGAUAUCGCUCGUUUCAUUGAUAUAAAACACAUGAAAUGCCUGUAUAUAAAUCGUGUAUUUUGUUGCGAUGAUAAGAAGCAGUGUCUCGAUGAAAUCGUAGAGUUGGAUGGCUGGGAGUGCAUUCAAGAAUUGACAAUUACAAAUUUCAAUGUCACUAUUCCCCUGGAAAGAUUUCUACACAAAUCACAAUUGAAUAUUCGAAUUCCAACAAUUUCCAUGGAAGAUGUCCUAUUCCUGAAGAUGAGACUACUCACUUCUCCAGUUUUCGAGAAUUACACAAUUUGUUAUGACGAUUUGCAAGACAACAUAGACCGGUUAAUCGCAGUCCUUGGACGAUUUGUAAUUGACGGAUAUCGAGAGAAACAUUGGUAUUACCGAAUUCCGGACACAAAACAAAAGGUGACAUUCAGGUCAAAUAUCGAGUAA